AUGGCUUUGCAGGGGAAGCUCUACCAAGCCCCUUUGCGCGGACCCGUCCGACGCAUCCUCGACCUCGGCACGGGCACGGGGAUCUGGGCCAUCGAGAUCGCAGACGAGAGGCCGCAGGCCCGCGUGCUGGGGAAUGAUCUGAGUCCGAUCCAACCUACCUGCGCAACAUGGUUCGGCUCCAUCGCCGACUGGAACGGUCUCUUCGCCCAGGCGCACCAGCACCUCGUGCCCGGCGGAUCCUACGAGAUCCAAGAGUUCCGGGUGGACUUCCAGUCCCAGGCCCGCGGAGGGCCUACUCUCCCUGAGAGCUCCAGCAUCGCGCGCUGGCAGCAUUCCCUUCAAGAGGCGUCGAGCCGCUUCGGCAAGCCCAUCAACGUCGUGCACACGCUGGCCGACACGCUGCGCCGCAACGCCUUCGUCGACGUCACCGAGGAGGUCGUCAAGAUCCCCAUCGGCGCGUGGGCCCGCGACCUAACGCUCAAGCAAUUGGGGGUGCUCAUGCAGGGCCACGCGAUCGACUCGGUCGAACCCUGA
Messenger RNA from Aspergillus aculeatus ATCC 16872, 534 nucleotides. Its product is annotated as class I SAM-dependent methyltransferase. The transcript is spliced from 2 exons. The record is from RefSeq and is a predicted model, not a curated record. The coding region runs from base 1 to 534 and encodes 177 amino acids. Lineage: Eukaryota; Fungi; Ascomycota; Eurotiomycetes; Eurotiales; Aspergillaceae.